This is a messenger RNA of Strongyloides ratti, 324 nucleotides long. RefSeq lists its product as hypothetical. The transcript has a single exon. The record is from RefSeq and is a predicted model, not a curated record. Bases 1 to 324 code for a protein of 107 amino acids. NCBI's taxonomy places the organism in Eukaryota, Metazoa, Nematoda, Chromadorea, Rhabditida, Strongyloididae.
AUGACAUUUAUAUUUUUGUUUGUUGGUUUUUUGAGUAUCAUACUUCCUUACAUAAUACUUUGUUCAACUGAAAAGCCUAAAACAAAUGCUCCAAAAAUUCUUAAAAAAGAAGAAGCCCAAAUAAAACAUGAUAUAAAUAAUUUGAAAAAAGUUGAAAACAAUGAUAACAUAAAUGUUAUAGAUAAACCAGAAAUUGUAGAAGAAAAGGAAAAUAAUCAAAAUGUUUUACCGAAGCCAUUUGAUAUGCCAUCAUUCGUACCAAGUGACACAUACAAGAAUCAGUUGAAAGAAAAUGACUAUGAAAUGAUAGUUAUUAAAGGUUAA